This is a messenger RNA of Pundamilia nyererei, 7064 nucleotides long. It is a transcript of the gene rims1a, whose product is annotated as regulating synaptic membrane exocytosis 1a. Lineage: Eukaryota; Metazoa; Chordata; Actinopteri; Cichliformes; Cichlidae. The coding region runs from base 390 to 4889 and encodes 1499 amino acids. Gene Ontology annotation, cellular component: presynaptic membrane; cytoskeleton of presynaptic active zone. Gene Ontology annotation, molecular function: small GTPase binding; transmembrane transporter binding. The record is from RefSeq and is a predicted model, not a curated record. The transcript has 34 exons. Gene Ontology annotation, biological process: calcium ion-regulated exocytosis of neurotransmitter; intracellular protein transport; regulation of synaptic vesicle exocytosis.
GCGGGCGGUGGGAGGGGGGAGAAGACAGCGGAGCAGCAAGAGGGAGAAGGAGCGGCUAAAACCGGGAACCAAAGCGCCACAUCCACCGCUACCACCACCACCACCUCUACUACUACUACUACUACUACCGCAGCUAGCGCCGAGCCCGCUGCCGCUGCCGCCGCCGCCCUGGGUGCCCCCCGCCACCGUCAUGGGAACACCGCAUCAGAUGCUCCAACCGCCGCUUUGUCCGUGGGCCAUGUCGUGAUCCGUGGGCUCCGCCAGCGGGUUUUCUAUCCGUGAUCCCGACCGAGGCUAGGAGGGAAGAGGAGGAGGAAGAGGAGGAGGUGGGAGAGAGGGAAGAGGAAGGGGGCAAGGUGGUGGUGGUGGUGGCGGCGGCGGCGGGGAAGAUGUUUGCCUCGGUGGGCCCUCGGGGCGGCCCGCGCCCACCCGUCGCCCCGGCCAUCCCGGAGCCGGACCUCAGUCACCUGACGGAGGACGAGAGGAAGAUCAUCAUGGCUGUGCUGGCUCGGCAGCGGGAGGAAGAGGCGAAAGAGGAGGCCAUGUUAAAAGAAGAAAAGCCUAUCCAAGCCAGAACAGUGAACCUGGUUGGACAGAAGAAACCCCCGCAGCAAAACGACGUCCGAGGUAUCCAGCAGCAGUUAUCCAGCUACAGAGAGACUGUGAUCCGACAGGCCACGGCAGCGGCAGGCUCGGCCGUUCACCGCGACGACGCGCCGACCUGUGGCAUCUGCCACAAGACCAAGUUCGCAGAUGGCUGUGGGAACCCGUGCUCGUACUGCCAGACCAAGUUCUGCGCUCGCUGUGGGGGGCGUGUGUCCCUGCGAUCCAACACGGAGGACAAAGUGGUGAUCUGGGUGUGCAAUAACUGCCGAAAGCAGCAGGAGAUUCUGACCAAGCCAGGGGAGUGGUUCACCGGGCCCCCCGGGAAGCCCGCUGGCCUCGGUUCAGCCGUCAGCGAGCCAUCAGUGUGCCAAGCUCCCGGGGAUAAGAAGCUCAGAUCUCGCUCCCAAGCACCACCGGGGUCCACCACUGCAAUCUACGACCCCAACCGACCGAGCGCACCUGGGACCGCGCCUGGCACUGAUGCUCGGUCGCUCAGUGAACCACCACGAGACACGAGGAAUGGACGGGGUGGAGGAGCUGGUCGGGGAGAGCGGCGGCAAGGCCAGCCCAGGCUGAAGACCCAAGUCUCCAUGGACCGGGACCUCAGGGGGGAGUCUAGGGAACGCAGGGAAAGUCGGCGCCUGACAAAGGGACGUUCUCUGGAGCACGAUCCUGUGGGAGGUGUUGGAGUAAGACGGACAGAAGAGGGGGAUUACCAUCACAUGGACCACACCGGUGCGCCCCCUCGACAAGCAGGGCCCGUCCCUCCUGGAGGCAGGGGCCAUUCUGUGCCCGGGCAGGGUCGAGGCACAGGCGUAGGGGGAGGUGAGGUCGGGGACGGUGCCCGACCUGGACAGAGGACAGCGGGUGGGGUAGGUGGGCUGCAUGAACAUGCUCUUUCACAGCAAGCCCCUCCCCCUGAACUCAGAGAACCUCCUGAUUCAGGUCCUGGCUCAGCCCCGGGCCAGGGACCCUCAGUGAAACGGACCAAACGGGACAAAGCUGAGAGCAUGCUGCGCAACGAUUCGCUAAGCUCUGAUCAAUCGGAAUCUCUGCGUCCGCCACCGCCGCGGCCCUACAAGUCAAAACGAGGGCAGGGGGCCGGAGGGAAGAGACAAACGAGCGUCAGUAGUUCAGAGGAGGAGGGCGGGACCACGCCUGAGUACAGCAGCUGUGAGGAUGCCGAGAUUGAAAGUGUCAGCGAGAGAGGCGACUGGGAAUGCUACCCACAUGACCCCACUGUGUGGCAUCAUCCUGUAACCUGGCAGCCAUCCAAGGAGGGAGACCAUCUGAUUGGACGGAUCACCCUCAGCAAGAGAACUGCUGCCAUGCCGAAAGAAGCUGGCGCUUUACUGGGGUUAAAGGUGGUGGGAGGCAGAGUAACAGAGUCAGGGAGAUUAGGGGCCUUCAUCACCAAGGUUAAGAAGGGAAGCCUAGCUGAUGUGGUGGGACAUCUGAGAGCAGGUGACGAGGUUUUGCAGUGGAACGGGAAGCUGUUACCGGGAGCAACUAUGAAGGAGGUUUACAACAUCAUCUUGGAGUCUCAAGCUGACCCUCAAGUGGAGUUGGUGGUAUCCAGGCCUAUUGGGGUGUAUAGAAAAUAUCAUGAUAUCCCAAGAAUCCCCGACACGUCCCACCCUCCAUUAGAAUCUACAGGUUCCAGUUCUUUUGAGUCCCAGAAGAUGGAGAGACCAUCCUUAAAUGUCCUGUCUCCCUCCAGUCCCGGGAUGCUCCGAGAUGCUCCGCAGUUAAUGCCAGGGCGACUCUCAGUGAAGCUGUGGUACGAUAAAGUGGGUCACCAGCUCAUAGUGAACGUGCUGCAGGCUGUGGAGCUUUCUCUUCGGCCUGAUGGGCGGCCCAGGAGCCCUUAUGUCAAAAUGUACUUCCUCCCUGACCGCAGCGACAAGAGCAAACGAAGGACAAAAACAGUGAAGAAGACCUGUGAGCCUAAGUGGAACCAGACAUUCGUCUACAGUCACGUCCAUCGCAGGGAUUUCCGAAACCACAUGUUGGAGCUGACCGUGUGGGACCAACCCAGGUCUCCAGAGGAGGACAGCAUCUUUCUGGGAGAGGUCCUGGUGGAGCUAGAGACGGCCUUACUGGAUGACAAGCCUCACUGGUAUCCCCUCCAAACUCAUGAUGUCUCAUCCAUACCACUGCCCCAGCCCUCCCCAUACCUGCCCCGACGACACAUAGACGCCCCUGGCAAAAAAUUGCAGCGUUCUCAGCGUGUAACAGAGGCUGAAUUUGAUGAGGGUACAGCAGUAGUAUCUAAAGCAGCAGAUGGACGUGGCAGGGAGAGGCAGCGGGAGCCCACAUCUACCCUGGAGGUCCCUGAGCAGCAGAGGACCCCCACCCAUCACAUACGUUCUCGUUCCGUCUCCCCUCAUCGAGAGGAGCAGGGGCGCAUCCGGUCGCGGCCACCCAAUGUCCCCCCCCAGAGGAGCCUGGAUGAUGAGCUUUCUCACGGUCACCGUUCUCGUUCUCCGUCCCGCUACUACGAUGCUGGUAGAGGUCGCCAUCAAGGGGAAGGGUAUCUGGACGACAGUGAGGUCUUCACGAUCCACCAAUCAAUGCGAGGCAAAAGUGCUGAGUGCCUGCACACCAGUGAUCUGCAGCCUUCUCUGGACAGGGUUAGGAGCGCUAGUGCCAACUGUCUGGCUCCAAACAAUCAUGCCCCCUCACCAGAGACUGAAAGAAAAUCUUUGUCCCAUUCCCUGCCCCGAAGACGUCCGGCAAGUCCAAGGAUUCUUAUUCAACAUGCUUCCCCUGAAGAUGACAGAAUAUGGAUGCUACUUCCGUCUCAAGAGAGUUUAAUUCACCUCAGUACAAAGAAGAGGAAGCCUCGGACCCUGGAAACACCUGAAAGCCACACUCUUGGCAGGAAGCUCUUUGACAGUGGCAGGGGGCACCUCCAAAGUGGUGGGUCUCUUUCCUCCUCGGUGACGUCCUCAUCAACUCGCAGAGUGAGGCAACUCCCACAGCUUCCCCCCAAGAGCAGCACUGUAGAACAAGCCCUGGUAGCAGAGGAGCGUGUCCGUCAGCUCCAGAUGAGGGUUCAUUCCAAUCGGGUCUCAGCUCCAGCCACCUCCAGCCAACAGGACCUUGACCGAGCGCUCAAGAAUAAACGAGAGCUCUAUAAGGACCAGAGGAGGAGUAGUGAAAAUGUUUCCCACAAGUCCUCAGACAGUGAUGUCAGCGACGUCUCAGCCAUCUCUCGAACCAGCAGUGCCUCUCGCAUCAGUAGCACCAGCUACAUGUCCAUCCAGUCAGAGAGACCCCGGGGACGCUUCAGCCGAGCCAUGCGCGCAUCGGGUCGCCACAUGAUGAAGAGCACCAGCAUCAGUGGUGAGAUCUACGGCAUGGAGCACGCUGACGGCAGCCAGUCAGACACGGCACUCGGGAGCCUGGGUAGCGGGAUCAAGAAGCGGCGCUCAAGCCUGAGCCAGCGUGUUGUCGCCAUCCUGCCGUCCAGAAGGAGUCGAAGUACCUCACAGCUUAGCCAGACAGAGGCGGCGGGUAAGGCGGCGGACAGACAGAAAGAAGCGUCAGCAGGUAAGAAGGUGGGUAAGGCCGGCAGCAGCAGCAUCCAGAGGAGUGUGGAGACGGGCAUGGCAGUGGAGUAUCCACGAGGAGGGUCAGCCAUGAACCGACAGGCGAGCAGAGAGUCGACCGACGGCAGCAUGAACAGCUACAGCUCUGAGGGGAAUUUGAUCUUCUCAGGGAUGCGUUUGGGUGCUGACAGUCAGUUCAGCGACUUCUUGGAUGGAUUAGGCCCCGGUCAGCUAGUGGGCAGACAAACGCUGGCGACACCAGCUAUGGGUGAUGUUCAGAUUGGUUUGAUGGACAAGAAAGGCCAGCUGGAGGUGGAGGUGAUCAGGGCACGAGGCCUUACCCCCAAACCAGGCUCUAAAUCCCUCCCAGCUCCCUAUGUAAAAGUGUACCUGCUGGAUAAUGGAACAUGUAAAGCCAAAAAGAAAACUAAGAUUGCACGAAAGACCCUGGAGCCGCUCUACCAGCAGCACCUGCUCUUCGAUGAGAGUCCCCAGGGCAAGGUGCUUCAGGUGAUAGUGUGGGGUGACUAUGGACGAUUGGACCACAAAUGUUUCAUGGGUGUAGCACAGAUACUGUUGGAGGAGCUGGACCUCUCUAGUACGGUGAUCGGCUGGUACAAACUUUUUCCACCAUCCUCCCUGGUGGACCCUACAUUAGCUCCGCUCACACGGCUGGCGUCUCAGACGUCACUGGACAGCUCAGGACCGCCGCCGGGCGUUCGGUCCUAGUGACCGGACGGUGACCGCCUACCCCUCAACACCCCUUAAGUGACAAAAUAGAAUAAUGGACCACAGCUACUGGACCACUACUGAGCAGAGGGGUGACAACACGCCCCGAGGAUGUCGACGAGAAGCCCUCUUUCAAAUGAUGAAAAGCCAGACGGAGAGACAGGGAAUGCGAGUGAGAAAGAGAGGGAGAGAUAGAACUAGCCAAUCAAAGCUUAGCUGGAGUCUGACAAUCACGUCUCACACCUUCCCUCUCCCUCCUCCUUACACCUUUUUGUGUUCAAAGUUUUGCUUUCUUUGUUUUCUCCUCUGACCUGCAGCAGUGGAGGCUUCUGUCCAACAUUGUUUUCUUUUUCUGUAUUUCCUUGUGCAGCCACUAUCAGAGCACCCAAACAAAGUGGGGUUCUCCGCCUAGUAACCCUCCAGCCAAUCAGAGUAGAGCUUACAGCCAGGCCACAGGGAAAAGUGUGGAAGUAGCAAAUAGUUGCGGCUUCACAGGUUUGGCUGUUGUCUCUUCAGGUUUUACCGUGGCGAUAGUGAUGAGCUCAAGGGGACAGAGGGUUGGUCCCGUUUAACCGUGAUGGAAAGGGAGCCUGCACAUGCACUCGCACAUUCUUAGCCUUGACAGGAAAAGCUGGACUCGUUCAUUCGAAUCGAGGCCAAACCUUUUCCGUGUGGAAAGAAAACAUAGACCAAAUUGCGGAUUCGAAUUUCACUUUUGAUUUUGGAUCUUUUGUUUUUUCCUGCCUUUGUUUUUGCCCACUGUCCAGAAUGGUGCCACAUGGUGCAGACUCCCUCUGUGUAUGUCUAUGUUUGGUUUUUGAGCGAUGGCAUGCCAAAGGCCAAUGACAAAGGCCAGGCCACAUUUCUUUGAAUACCCUCCGCCCGACCGCCACCGCCCGUCUCCUCCCCUCCCCAAACCCCUCGAACUCCCCCUGUGGGAGGGAGCAGCAUGACUCGGGGACGCCCCCUCCCCGGCCCCCAAGCUGCAUGCACGUUUCUUUCAUUCCGUUUCGUUUUUUCGGUUCGUUUCUCUACUUUUUUGUAAAAUCGAAAGACGAGACAAAUUAAGGAACAAUUCUCAAAAAAACAAAAACAGAAAAAAAGACUAGACUAUGUGUGUUAGUUCCACAUACUUUUAGGCCAGCUUGUAUGUUGCAUGUUCUUGUACAGUUUGCUCGUACUGAAUAUGAAUACAAACCGAGAAAAGCCAAGCCAUCCCCGCCCCCUAACAAGAGCGGAUCUAAUGGGGGGGAGGGUGACAAUCCCACCCAGGCCUCGCCUACCACUCUGGGUCUAAAUAUCCGUAUUAGGAAGUCUCCAAAAGAAAAAAAGAAAUUGUCUGAAUUAUUUUUUUCUUUGAACCCUUUGAACAACAGUGCUGUUCUGUAGUACUGAGCAUACUCGAACCCCUGGCGUAUCCGAGGAUGUAGGUGUCUAAACUGUAGUUUAUGACGGUCGGGGCUAGAGACAGAGAUAGAGAAUGUGUGUAUAACAGCUAAAUGUAUAUGAAGUAUCAUUAUGAGUUUGAUAUAAAUUAUAAAGAUAUAGAUAUAUGAAUAUAAAAAAGAGUGUAUCUGACUGUACACCCGUCACCAAUACACGCAGACAUGCACACUUUGUACAUACAAAUUAGGCUUGAACUUAAGUUAUGAACGAACAAACGCAUCGCUGACACACAAACAUUCCUGGUCUUGUUGAGGGGAAUACGCGCCCAGUGCUUGAGCUGCUGAGUGGCUACGAGACACAAGUGGGCGCCAAUAGGCCUUUAUUUUGAUUUUGUCCCAGUUGCAGAAAAACAAGCAGAACCAAUUGGAGCAAAGUUUACUUUCUCUUCCUGAAAACCAUGUUUUUCUCCCCCUGUUUAUUGGUUUGGACUGGACUUCUAAAGCCAACAAGAAACCUGGUUUUGCAGACAUAUUUUGCAGAUGUUUUUUUGUUGAAGCACUUGGCGGUACGGCCGACUGCCCCUUUCCUUUGUCAGUAUUACUCCAGGAAUACUGAUUGUUUACAGCCCAUGGCUCCCCACUCCCAAACCACGAUACUAGACGAAAGAUGAAGUAUUCACUGCAACAGUUCUUGUUUGUAUAACAGAUGUGGCUCUACUGAUGUGUAUGUUUUAUAUUCAAGAGUUCAUUUUUAUUAUUUACAAAUAAAAGACUGUGUGGAAGAAGAGCG